This is a messenger RNA of Drosophila suzukii, 621 nucleotides long. RefSeq lists its product as uncharacterized. The record is from RefSeq and is a predicted model, not a curated record. Lineage: Eukaryota; Metazoa; Arthropoda; Insecta; Diptera; Drosophilidae.
GACCUCUAUCCAGUUUGAUCAGAGUCUCUCACAACUUAACAGAUCGUAAGACUUUAAAAAAUAUAUUCAAAAUUGAUAAGCCUCUACCAUUUUGCAAUGGCCAACAAUUUGAUCACUGAAGGCGACCAGGAGUUGCAGCAUAAAUCUGGAAUGGAUUCCCCGGACCUGUCCCCCAAGGCGGAAUUUUCCACCGGUUCGGUCAUCAAUGAGAUCAUCUCCAAGUCCCUGAAAUCCGAGGAGGUUCCUUUGCCCAAGCAGCCAUCAUCUCGCAUCACUUUUCGAGCUCUGGCCAGAUUGGUAAUGAUGCUAAACUCAAACCUCAAGAAGGCAAAUAAGGCGGGAGAUGUGGAUUACUGGCGUAAUCUCGCCGAGACCCUUGGGGAGGCCAAUAUCCGCUAUAAGAAAGUCACCGACAUGCAGCGCAGGAGGAUCGACACCCUGGAACAGGAUCUUCGCAACCUGGUCAACUUGGCCCGCGAGACCCAACAAUUGCUGGCCGAGAUCGGAGCCGAGAAGAGGGUCACCCAGGAACUUGGUCAUGGCGAACAUGCCGACUAGGUUUUACAUCAUUUCUACUUUCGAACUUCCUUUCAAAUCUUUCAUAAAGAAUUAGUUGAUUCA